AUGGAUUUCACUCUGCUAGCCUUUGUAGCAGCUUUGGCUACCACUUUUCUGUUUCUCACCUUUCUGUACAACCUCUCAUUUCACAAUGGAUCAACCCGAAAACCACCUGAAGCCGGCGGCGCAUGGCCUAUAAUAGGCCAUCUCCACCUCCUCGCAUGCCCUCGGCCGCCCUUCAAAAUCUUGGGCGACAUGGCAGACAAAUACGGGCCUAUAUUCCGAAUAAGGCUGGGCGCACAUCAAGUCUUGGUGGUCAGCGACUCGCGAAUCGCCAAAGAAUGCUUUACCACCAACGACAAAGCUCUCGCUGGCCGCCCCAAGGCCUUAGCUACGGAGAUCAUGGGAUACAACUACGCCAUGUUUGGGCUUGUCCCGUACGGUCAGUACUGGCGCCAUGUCCGCAAGGUUGUCGUGCUCGAGCUGCUGUCAAACCGCCGUCUCGACGGGCUCAGGCGGGUUUGGGAAUCGGGAGUAAAAUCAUUUACCCAAGACAUCUAUAGAAGCUGGGCAAGGGACAAGAACAAUGAAUCCGAGGAUGUGAAGCUGGAGAUGAAGGAGUGGUUUGGGAAACUAAUCAUGGGUGUCACGAUGCAGAUGCUUUUGGGGCAGCAGUACGAGGAAGAAGGAAGGCGGAGUGUUGAGAUGGUGAGGGGAUUAUUUGAUCUGCUGGGGGUGCCUGUUGUGAGUGAUUACCUGCCAUGGCUAAGAUGGUUGGACAUUGGAGGACAUGAGAAGGCCAUGAAGGAGACGGCUAAAAAGAUGGAUAGUGUAGUGGAAGGUUGGCUACAAGAGCAUAAAAGGAAAAGAAAUACGAAAUCUAAACAGGAAGAAGACUUCAUGGAUGGAUUGCUGUCCAGUUUUCAGGAUGAGGAAGAUACUCCUAAAGAUUUUGAUGCUGACACAAUUGUGAAAGCUACUUGCAUGGCCGUGCUAUUAGCUGCCACAGAUACAACUACAAUAACAUUAACAUGGGCACUCUCGUUAAUAUUGAACAAUUACGGAGUGUUAGAGAAGAUUCGAGCUGAGCUUGACAUCAAUGUUGGGAGGGAAAGGCAUGUGAAACAAUCUGACCUAAACAACUUGACUUAUCUUCAAGCAGUUGUGAAAGAAACUUUGCGUUUAUAUCCUCCUAGUCCUCUCUUAUUGCCCCAUGAAUCUAUAGACGAUUGCAAUGUCAGUGGCUACUACAUCCAAAAGGGUACACGCAUAUUGGUGAAUGUUUCUAAGAUUCAUCGAGAUUCAAGUUUUUGGCCGAAUCCUAAUGUGUUUAGGCCAGAAAGAUUCUUGUGUGAACACAAAGAGAUUGAUGUUAGGGGCAAUCAUUUCGAGCUAAUUCCGUUUGGCAACGGACGGAGAAUGUGCCCGGAGAUUUCUUUAGGAUUACAAAUUGUGGAGUUGACAUUGGCUAGCCUUAUUCAUAGCUUUGACUUAAAAAGGAUUUCAGAUGAACCUAUUGACAUGACAGAGGGGAUAGGGCUAACGAAUAUGAAGGCAACUCCACUCUAUGCUCUCUUUACACCAAGCCUCCCUGCACAUCUCUACAAUUGA
Ipomoea triloba (trilobed morning glory) is the source of this 1545-nucleotide messenger RNA. Its product is annotated as cytochrome P450 CYP82D47-like. Gene Ontology annotation, biological process: defense response to other organism. Gene Ontology annotation, molecular function: iron ion binding; oxidoreductase activity, acting on paired donors, with incorporation or reduction of molecular oxygen; monooxygenase activity. The transcript has 2 exons. Bases 1 to 1545 code for a protein of 514 amino acids. Lineage: Eukaryota; Viridiplantae; Streptophyta; Magnoliopsida; Solanales; Convolvulaceae. The record is from RefSeq and is a predicted model, not a curated record.